This is a messenger RNA of Gossypium raimondii (Peruvian cotton), 789 nucleotides long. Its product is annotated as glycine-rich protein 5. The record is from RefSeq and is a predicted model, not a curated record. The transcript has a single exon. NCBI's taxonomy places the organism in Eukaryota, Viridiplantae, Streptophyta, Magnoliopsida, Malvales, Malvaceae. Bases 159 to 509 code for a protein of 116 amino acids.
GCCUUAACUGUUUUACUCCUGAAGUCCCGUACUCAUCCCUGAAGCUCAUACUAGAGUUCAACAACACGAAGAUUGACAUCCAAAUUACCUUUUCGUUCGCUUUUUUCCUACAAGACUUAUUCAAUUUGUGUCUUGUUGUUUGUUCUGCCUUAUCGAAAAUGUCUUCUUUCAGGAUGACAGCUCUUAUGCUUGCUUUACUUGUUACUAUGUCCGCGAUUGUAUCUGAAAGCCGGGUAGCGAGAAAAGACCUUGGACUGGAUCUUGGGGGCAUAGGACUUGGGGUUGGAGCAGGGAUAGGCGUUGGCUUGGGAGGUGGUGGUUCAGGAUCAGGAGCUGGAGCAGGAGCUGGUUCCGGUUCAGGAUCUGGGGGUUCAAGUUCAAGCUCUUCAUCUAGUUCAUCGUCAUCAUCCAGUUCAUCUGGUGGGUCUGGUGCAGGUUCUGAAGCUGGUUCAUCCGCAGGUUCUUAUGCUGGAUCAGGAGGAGGCAAUGGGAGAGGCCACGGUAACUAAUUAAGCAUUCCGUGCUAACAAGAUGUAUGCGGGGAAUCAAAUAUUUAAAAAUGAAACUGGUCUGCACUUUAUGUGCAUGAAUAAACGUGGAGUAAUAUUUUCUGUUAAUGGUAGCCACUCAAGUACAACUCAAGUGGCAGUAAGAAUGAUGUCCCAAUAGAUAUUGUCAUCUUGUUAUGCAGUUUACAGUUUUAAUUACUAUAAUUAAGUCAAAAUUAUAAAUGUCACUUCAUAUGUAAUAUCUAUUUAUAUUAAUAAAGUAGCAUUAUUUCUGGAAUAA